This is a messenger RNA of Drosophila kikkawai, 1227 nucleotides long. Its product is annotated as transcription factor Ouib. NCBI's taxonomy places the organism in Eukaryota, Metazoa, Arthropoda, Insecta, Diptera, Drosophilidae. Gene Ontology annotation, molecular function: zinc ion binding; RNA polymerase II cis-regulatory region sequence-specific DNA binding; DNA-binding transcription factor activity, RNA polymerase II-specific. The record is from RefSeq and is a predicted model, not a curated record. Gene Ontology annotation, biological process: regulation of DNA-templated transcription. Gene Ontology annotation, cellular component: nucleus.
GAAAAAAUGGAGCUGACUGGAUCCGCGGAACCUCUUCACCGACAUUGCCGAGCCUGCGGCAAAUUCAUCUUCUGCAAGAAUCCGCGGAACCUCUUCACCGAACCUCACUGCAUACAGCUCCACCAGAUCGAGGCAAUAACGGGACUUUAUUUGCUGGAGGGUUCCGAGCUCGAUUUCCCCGUCUUCAUUUGCGGGCCUUGCGAGGUGUCGCUGCGGGAGGCUGUACGCUUUCGGGAAAGGAUCAUUCUUACCCAGAAGACACUGCAGAGCAGUCGCGGCGCUCUAGUGGAUGAAAUCGAAGAAGGAGGCGAUCUGCAGGAUGUGUCGGAGCAGCCCCUGAAGGACUCGGUCGAGCUAGAGGAAGUGGACCAGCAGGAGGUGCUUAACCUGGAAGAAAUCACACAAUAUGAGGUUACAGAAGAGCAGAUAUUUGAUGCAGUCGGGGAACUACCCCUUGAGGAGGCGGACAAGAAGGUAAUCCCGGAGGAGGCUAAGGAGAAGAAGCGGGAAAAACAGAGGGAAUCCGUGCCAUCAAAAGCCCCUCGCCAUCCCUACACAUCUGUGACCUUUGCGGACAACAGCGACGCCCGAAACCAGCCCCGCGUUCAAUGGGACAAGCUCACCGAGGAGGAAGUGGUCGCCUUGAAGCGAGAGCGCCGCAAAAGGGACUGUAUUUGUGAGCAGUGCGGUCGGCACUUCUCCUGUCCCAGCAACUUCAAGGUGCACCUGUUGCGCCACACCGGUCUGAAGAGCUUUGCCUGCACCGAGUGCCCCCAGAAGUUCUACACUGCCCAUCUGCUGAGACGGCACCAGGACAUGCAUUCCGGCGAGCGUCCGUAUCCCUGCCAGUUUUGCGAGAUGACGUUCGCCAAUACCAGCGUGCGAACGCGGCACGAGCGCAUUCGCCAUACAAAUAUCAAGCCCUUCAAGUGCACAGAAUGUGAUAAAAGCUUCGCCGUGAGCGGCAAACUCCGGGAGCACAUGCUCACGCAUACGGGCGAGCGAGCCUUUCACUGCGAACCCUGUAAAGCCUCGUUUGUCCGACGCUCGCAUCUCUUGGCCCACCUCCGUACCAAGGGCCAUGCCCAGAAUGCAAGUGUCCAGGACUCGGCCUCCAAGGCAAUGGAUCUCGACGUGGAGACGGUGCUGACCUCGUGUAUAGAUCAGACUUAGUGAUCCGGAGAAAGCUUUUAAAAUAAAUGAACAACAUUACAUUUUUUUAAAUUA